AUGGCAGAGCCCGCUGACUUAUCUGUGCUUAACCCACACCCAACACGAUUGGCUGGUCCAGAUCUCCUCCAUCGUCUAAUCAGGGAGUCGAGCGACUCAAUAGCUCUGGACUACCUAGGAGGAAAUAGGCGCCUAUCGUUGUCUUAUCGCCAACUUCAUGAUGCGGCGGAUGCCCUUGCAAGCCGCAUAUGUCGUGCUGUUGGAGAGGUCAAAGAUCAGUUUGUGGUUCCAGUCCUGGUUCACCAGUCGCCUCAGCUAUACAUAGCCCUAUUGGCUAUUCUCAAAGCUGGAGGCGCAUUUUGCCCCAUCAAUGUCGAUGCUCCUCCAGAUCGGGUCAACUUCAUUCUCGGCGAUGUUGCCGCGACUGUUGUCGUGGCGGCCAAGGAGCUCGCCUCCAAUGUAUCUUUACAGAGCACCGUAAACGUGCUCUUAGUUGAUGAAGAAGAGGAAGGGCCUUAUUUAGAUGCGGACUCUGUGAGUCGGCGUGUCCCAAGCACAAAGGACUUGGCAUAUGUCAUGUAUACUUCUGGUUCGACCGGCGUGCCAAAGGGUGUUGGCAUAUCGCAUUCUGCAGUAACACAGGCAUUGCUAGCCCAUGAUCAGCAUGUGCCUGAAUUCUCUCGCUUUCUUCAAUUUGCCGCGCCCACCUUUGAUGUCUCGGUGUUUGAGAUAUUCUUUCCCCUAUUUCGGGGGAGUACAUUGAUCAGCGUCGACCGAAAGGAGAUGCUGAACGAUCUCCCGGCAGCCAUCUCAGAAAUGAAUGUGGAUGCUUGCGAGCUGACGCCAACCGUUGCGGCCAGUCUUUUGCGGACGAGAGAUAAUGUCCCAGCAUUACGGCUGCUAUUGACAAUUGGAGAGAUGCUCAAUGAGCCUGUAAUACGAGAAUUCGGCGGAAACGAGGAUAGAAAGAGUCUUCUAUGGGCCAUGUACGGGCCAACGGAAGCCACCAUCCACUGCACUGUACAAGAAGCAUUUACCUGUACAUCGUCAAUAAAGAACAUUGGUAUCCCACUGUCCACAGUAUCAUGCUUUAUAGUCGAGCCUGCAGAAUCUGCAGACACGAGCGGAAAUGUCAAAAUCUUGCCCAGAGGAGAGAUUGGCGAAUUAGCAGUUGGUGGACAUCAGCUCGCCGAUGGAUAUCUAAAUCGACAAGAACAGACCGCUUCCUCUUUUAUAUCUUCGCCAUACGGCCGAAUUUACAGGACUGGAGAUAAAGCGCGAAUUGUCAGUGACGGAACAAUAGAAAUCUAUGGGCGCUUAUCCGAAGGCCAGGUAAAGCUUCGAGGUCAGCGACUCGAGUUGGGUGAAGUACAAUCUGCUGUGCUGAAAACCCCUGGCUGUCAUUUGGCCGUUGCAGCAGUGGUUGACUCCAUUUUGAUUGUCUUCUGCGUUGUGGAUGUUGGUGUAACGGAAGAGUUGAUAAUGGAGCAUUGUCGGAGUUGGCUCCCACAAUUUAUGAUACCGGGAGAACUGGUACUAAUGGAUGAAUUCCCUCGACUGCCGAGUGGUAAAGUUGACACGAAGAAGCUGAAAGCGGAUUUUGCUCAACAGAGAGCGGCGGCCAUGACAGAUAAUGACUCUACAAUCCUCUUAUCUGAUACAGAACAGGCGGUUAUGGGCAUCCUGUCAACCACUUUGGGCAACGAAAUAAGCCCUAGUAUGACUCUGGCUUCGGUAGGCGUAGACUCUUUGGCUGCAAUCAAAUUGGCAUCGUCGCUUCGGUCAGCCGGAUAUGAUGCAGUCGUGGCAGAACUGCUGAGCAUGCAGACAAUAGCACAACUUUGUUCCAGACUACGCCCUUCAUCACGCUCCUCUGAUAGCGAGCCCGACUUGGUUGAUAUCCAUUUGAUGGGUAGCUUGAGCUCGAUCGCCGGGAGCAAUACUGGCGUACAGGAGAGCCUUGAGCUUGUGCAAGAUGUGCUUCUGUGCAGUCCGCUCCAAGAGGCCAUGUUGUCAGAGACAGCACGGCGUCCGGAAGCUUAUUGGAAUGAGAUUGAGCUGGAAGUGAAUCCUGGAAUUACUACAGCAGCAAUAGAAGAAGCCAUUCAUCUGCUGGUGCAGCAAACAGAUGUUUUACGAUUAGGAUUUGUUGGCUGGCAAGGAAGUUUUGUAUCGCUACUAUUUGGGUCUUUGCGGCCCGGCCAGACACAAAUUGUCGAAGAAUUUCAUCGGCCAGAGAUAUUUCGAGACGAAGCACUCCUUCGCCCACUUCGAAUACAGAUUCGGCCGGCUCGGUCUGAUGAGGGACUGCGUAUUUUGAUUUAUAUCCAUCAUGCUAUUUACGAUGGCUGGUCAAUGGACAUUAUACUUUCAGACUUAUCCAAUCUCUUGUGCGAAAAACCUCUGUUUCGCCGACCGCAGUUUUCAAGCCUCCUCAAUUAUAUGCACAAUGUUCCAAGAAGCCAGCUAGACGCUGCUAGAUCAUUUUGGGCCGAAUAUCUCAUUGAUCUGAAUAAGCCUAGCCGUCCAAAAUUGGGCUCUGGACCGGCUGAGUUUGAUGAGAUAUUAUCUAUCAAGGAGCAGAUUGAUCUCUCCCCCAACGUGGCUAGGGACGCCUUUGUAAAGGCGGGAUAUGGCGCACAGGUGUAUUUCCAAGCGGCUCUUGCAAUCGUGUGGGGAAGUAUUGCAGGCACGUCAGAUGUUCUACUGGGCUCAGUUACAUCUGGGAGGACAGUUCCUGUCAAAAAUAUCGAAGAAAUUGUUGGGCCAAGCAUAGCAUCGCUCCCUCUACGCGUGAAAAUAGAUCCUUCAACUACAAUAUCUGGCGUUUUGAGGGAUAUCAACGAGGGCAAUCACAAGAUCAUGGAGCAUUGCAUAUUGUCAUUAUCAGAGAUUAAGAAGCUUUCUAGGCUGCAGGCGGCUGAAAGCUUAUACGACGUGCUGUUCGUUUACCAAGAAUCACUCUACACAAAGAAUCGCAAAGAGGCUAUUAUCAGAGAAACCCGACAUCUAGACCGACUGGAAACUAGGUUGCUGCUGGAGGUUGAACCAAAUGAUUCUGGAUUUUCAAUACAAGCUACGCACCACACUGAUGCCAUUCCAUCCGAUGUCGUGGAAACAUUGGUCAAGCAAAUUACAGCGGUUGUUCAGCACAUAAUGCAGCAUCCUGAUGGGUUAAUCAGUGAAUUGAAAGAAGCUACAAGUACUGAGCCGUCUGUUGCAAAUACAGACCCUGAAAAGCUACAAGAAGAGACAGAUCUAGCUUUGUUAUUCGAGGCUGCAGCUGCAAGGACUCCCAACGCAGAUGCCGUCUGUUUCAGCAGGUCAUUUCCGUCAUCUGGGGAAACUCUGUCAUAUGAGACUUUGAAUCAACUUUCCAAUCAAUUCGCUCGCUACUUACUCGAGGAAGGCGCGGAACCAGGCCAAGUGGUUGGAAUUAUCAUGCAGAAAUCACCUCUUCUGUAUUCUUCAAUUUUGGGCAUCGUCAAGGCCAGGUGUGCGUAUCUGCCUCUCUUACCAUCCACGCCAAUCGAGAGAGUAAAGGAGAUUUUUCAAACUGGAGGCAUAAGGCACUGCGUUGUAGAUGAAGAGUCGCUGAACAAGUUUUAUGACGCAGUCGAUGUUCAUUAUUUGGACUUUGAGUCAGACCCAUUGCAGAAUUUCUCGACUCACAAUCUGGACAUAGAUCCAAACCCUUCUAGGCUGGCCUAUGUGAUUUAUACCUCAGGAACCACAGGUGUGCCCAAGGGAGUAGCUGUCAGCCAGAAGAAUAUUGUCAGCAAUGUCACGUAUCUUGCAUCUAUAUAUCCUGCCGCGCAAAGGAAUCCUUCCCGGCUACUGCAAGCUUGCUCGCAAGCAUUUGAUGUCUCGGUAUUCGAGAUAUUCUUUGCUUGGCACGCUGGCAUGUGUCUCUGCGCUGCUGCUAACGACGAUUUGUUUGAAGACUUGGAGCAUUCGAUUCGGCAGUUCCAGAUUACGCAUUUGAGCCUGACGCCGACAGUGGCAUCGCUGAUCGACCCGAGGAAUGUACCUGAUGUAGAGUUUCUUGUUACAGCAGGAGAGCCCAUGACUCAAUCAGUUCUCGAUACGUGGGGAGAGCUACUUUGGCAAGGAUACGGACCAUCAGAGACAACAAACAUUUGCAGUGUUAAAAGGAUGAAGCGCGGUGAAUAUAUUGAACACUUGGGCUGGUGUUUUCCUAACACAUCAGUGUUUGUGCUUUAUCCAGACAGCCUCUCAACAGUUCCAAUUGGCUGGAUCGGAGAGUUUUGCUUUGGUGGAGAACAAGUGGCUGAUGGGUAUCUCAAUAUGCCGAAUCUGACUACAGAAAGGUUCAUCAAGCAUCCUGAAUAUGGCCUUAUUUAUCGUUCUGGCGACAUGGGAAGAAUGCUUCCGGACAAAUCACUCAUCAUACUGGGCCGAAUCGAUGACCAGCUCAAACUGAGGGGUCAAAGAAUUGAGGCUAGCGAAGUCAACAGCGUGAUUACUCUGAACUCAUCUGUCCACGCUGCGGUGACUUUGAUAUUAAAGAGAGAAGUAGGAGCAGCGGAUCAACUUGUCUCGUUCUAUACUACUUCGCAUAAGACUGGCGAGGAAGCAUGUGAAGCCUUGAAGCCUGAUACCGAGACUCAUCGCUCUUUAUUUUCCGCCCUGCUAUCAAAACUAUCGUCUUAUAUGGUACCUUCAUACAUUAUACCCAUCUCUCGCAUACCACUCACGUCUAGCGGAAAAGUCGAUCGACGAAAACUGCAGUCUUGCUUCAAUAACCUCUCUCAGGAGUACCUUGAGAGGGUUUCCAGUACCAUGGUGGCUGAAGAUGAUGCCGAAUGGAGCAAGACGGAAACCUUGAUAGCAAACGUUAUCGCUCAAUCUUUGGGAAUGUCCAGAGUUGACAUUGGUCGAUGGACGCCGUUUGUGACAAUUGGACUAGACUCUAUAUCUGCAAUAGGCGUAUCUCGCGCCUUCAACUCCCAGCUAGAUCGCCGGGUUCCUAUUUCGGCAAUUUUGCAGAACCCGUCUAUUGCGCAGCUUGCUCGCUUUCUCGAGGAGAGACCAGAGACAGGUCAUUCAACGAAGCAAGUGAAGUUCUUCUCCGAUACUUUCGUAGAAGAGGUUCACAAAGCUUUUCAGCAAGAGCCAUAUUCUAUUGCUGAAGUGCUACCGUGUUCUCCUCUUCAAGAAGCAAUGCUGGCUCAAGGGCAGGGCAGCUAUUACAAUAGAACUCUUCUUCGGCUCCAUGGCCCUGUGGAUGAGAUGAGAGGGUAUUGGAAUGAGAUGACAAACCGGCACAGCAUCUUCAGAACGUGCUUCAUUACCACUGAUAACGUCAAAUUUCCGAUCGCCCAGGUGGUUUUGGAUAAUUGGGUUGUUCAGUGGAAGGAUUUCAGCGCUGAUGAAUCUUCUCUCCACGAGACUGUUCAAGAACACUUGACUGGCCUUCCCGAUCCCUUGGAUACUAAGAUGCCGCCGUUAUCAUUUGCUAUUAUCCAGCAACAGCAAUCGGCAUACCUAUCUUUCAUAUGCCACCACGCGCUCUACGAUGGCGUGGCGAUGGAAAACCUUUGGAGAGAGGUGGAGUCUUUAGCGCAUGGAAAAACACUGCCUCCCCCUGUUUCCUACUUGCCCUUUCUUCAAGAGGCGCUUAGCUUGCCUGAAGAUACCGAAAAGUUCUGGGAAAUUCAUUUUAGAGGAUACUCACCUUUCAAUCUCUUCACAAAACCGCCAAGGAUUCAGAGCUCUCAGGACAUCUGCUUCGGACUGGUGAUGAAUGGCCGUAGUCUGGAUAUCGAAGGUCUGGACAGGCUAGUUGCACCUUGCUUUAACACGAUUCCUGUCAGGCAUGAUAUUUCUACCUUUUCCCGCAGCAUUGACCUCGCCAAGUCUUUCCAAAGUCUAAAUUCUGAUUUCCAACCGUUUCAAUUCUCGCCUCUGAGGUCCAUUCAGAAGCUCGUUACAAAGGAAGGCUUGGGGUUGUUUGAUACGUUGUUGCUUCUUCAAAAUCCAUCGCAAGACAUGGACGCUGGUCUAUGGUCUCUAGAAGAAGAUUAUGGCGAGAUGGAUAUUCCAAUCGUCUGCGAAGUUAUUCCUCGCCAAAAUCUGAACGCGCUGGAUGUCAGCAUGCAUUAUGAGAAGAGCGCAGUGAGCGCAGAUCUUGCAUUGGUAUUUACCGAGAUCUUCAAACUGUUUUUCCGAACUAUUUUAGAUCACCCUUCGUCAGCUAUGCCGAGUAAAAACGAUGUACAACCUUUUCAUUUAUCCAUUCUAGAUGAGAUCAACGUCAGAAGAAACACGCGUAUAACCCCGGUAGAAGAUUACCAGAGCGAUGCGGAAUGGACGGAACUGCAGACGAAAAUUCGCCAAGUUCUUUCAAGUCUUUCAGCAACUCCGAUUCAAAAGAUUCGCCAUGAAACAAGUAUAUUCCAACUUGGACUGGACAGCAUCAAUGCAGUUCAAGUAGCUUCUAUGCUUCGUAAGGAGGGCCUUGCGGUGUCUGCUUCCGAUGUCAUUGAGUGCCAAAAUUGUGUUCGAUUGGCGGAUAGGAUAUCUGAAGCCAUCAACGGUGACAAAGUGGCGUCUGGAUAUGACUUUGACACAUUUUCGAAGGGUGUGUCUGCUCAAUUGGGGCACACAAUAUCGGAUAUUGCUGCCGUGGAAGCCAUUCUUCCUUGUACUCCUCUCCAGAGCGCCAUGCUUGCUUCUUUUGAUCAGUCUCAAGGGAAGAAUUAUCUAAAUCUUUUGUCCUAUGAAGUCGAAAAUACUAUCUCAAAGGAUGAUUUGACUAGAGCUUGGAAGUCUCUUCGAGAUCGACAUCCAAUGCUUCGUACCGGAUUUGUUGCGAUUCAGAACCGGCAUAGCUCGUAUGCAAUGCUAAGAUAUCCCUCUGGGUCGGAAACACUUGAUUUGACGAAUUCUGUAUCUGAUUUGGCAUCGGACGGUGACUUAUUCAGAUGGAAAGCGGAGCAAUCGACUUUGAUCUUGAAUAACUUACACUUACCGCCUUGGAGAGUUGUGCUGGCGGAGGCUGAGGGCAAACUGACCAUGAACAUCCUGAUACAUCACGCUCUCUAUGAUGCGCAUUCGCUGGGCCAGAUACUAGAGCUUCUAUCUGAGCUCCUAGAAAGACCAAGUGCCACUUUUAUCCAACCCAUAGAGCCUGCGCUGGCAGAGAUUCUAUCCAAAAGCAUCAGUCAUCAAAGCGAUGCGCAGGAUUUCUGGCAAAGCAAAGCUGAAACCACAGUGGUGAACACUUUUCCCGUCAUGACACCGCUCCGAGAAGAUACAAGAAAUAUGAUUUCACAUGAAAUCAAGUCUAAUAUGGCGCUGUCAACCUUGCAGAUGUUGGCUAAGCAGCAAAAUGUAUCGGUCCAGGCAAUUAUUCAAGCGGCGUGGACGAGAAUUCUCGCUGCAUACUUGGGCGAGGACUCUGUCGUGUUUGGAGUAACUUUAUCGGGCCGGAGUCUAGAUGAGACGAGGGAUGCACCAUUCCCUUGUAUGAACACGAUUCCUGUUGUUGCUUCGAAUCUACCGUCGAAUGCUCAAUUGGCCCGCUCAAUGAUGGAGUACAAUAUCGACGCACAUAGGCACCAGUAUGCUCCUCUAUCUCAGAUCCAGAAGUGGCUGGGUCAUCCUGCAAGACCUGUAUUCGAUACGAUUCUGGUUUACCAAAAGUUGGAUAAUGAGCCUUCUGACGCUCGGCGCUGGAAGCUUGUUGGCGACUAUGCGACUGUCGACUAUCCGGUGUCUCUAGAGGUCAAACCCAUGAGUAGUGAUGAGAUUCGACUUUGCAUCACCUUUUUCAGCGACGUUUUGCCAGAGGAACAGGCGGACUUGUUGGUCAGACAGUUUGACGCGAUGAUGAUUCACAUUGCUACUGAGCCUGAAGCUGAUGAAGAUGGCAUCUACCAAUCGAAGCCUGAUCUAUUUUCCAUAACUCCCACUGUAUCGCUAGAACUGCCUGCGCCUGUGCGAUUUUUGCACCAUUUCGUGGAAGAGAGAGCUUUGUCUCACCCGCAUGCUACUGCUCUUGAAUUUGUCGCAAAAUUUGAAGGCUCACGGCCUGUGAAGCAGGUGUGGUCUUACGCUGAAUUUGAUGAGAUGGGUAAUAGAGUGGCCAACUUGCUGAGUGGCAUUGCGGCCGUUGGAAGCAUUGUUGCAAUUCACUUUGAAAAAUGCCCAGAGGCCUACUUUUCCAUCCUUGGGAUAUUGAAAGCUGGCUGCGCUUUUGUAGCGCUGGACCCCAGUGCUCCCAACGAUCGGAAGGAGUUUAUUCUGAGAGACUCCAUGGCACCUUGUCUUCUCAAGACCUCUGGAAGUGAAAUCGGGUUUGAUACAGACGCAGAGAUUAUUAACGUUGAUUUGGAAUCUAUACAGCAUUUGUCUGCCGAGAAGCGGGAAUUGGAUCCGCAAAUCACACCGGAUACGACGUGUUAUUGUUUGUAUACUUCAGGCACAACAGGAACGCCAAAAGGAUGCGAGAUUACGCAUGACAAUAGCGUGCAGGCAAUGAUGGCCUUCCAAGAAUUGUUCAAAGGGCAUUGGAGCGAUGACUCUAGAUGGCUGCAGUUUGCUGCCCUCCACUUUGAUGUCUCGGUGUUGGAACAAUACUGGAGUUGGUCGGUCGGCAUAACCGUUGUUGCAGCACCGAGAGACCUCAUUCUCGAUGACUUGAUUGCGUCAAUCAAUAAUCUCGAGAUUACGCACAUUGAUCUGACGCCGAGUUUAGCUCGCCUUACACAUCCAGAUGAAGUGCCGGGUUUGUGCAAAGGAGUCUUCAUCACUGGCGGCGAGCAGCUCAAGCAAGAAAUCCUAGAUGCCUGGGGCCCAAAGUCUGUCAUCUACAAUGCCUAUGGCCCAACGGAAGCGACAAUUGGUGUGACCAUGUACCAGAGAGUUCCCAUCAACGGACGGCCGAGCAAUAUUGGUCAACAAUUUCCUAAUGUCGGAUCUUACGUAUUCCGCAAGGGGACAGAAAUUCCCGUGCUGCGUGGUGCUGUUGGAGAACUCUGCGUCUCUGGAAGGCUCGUUGGUAAAGGUUACCUCAACCGCGAGGAACUUACUAAAGAGAGGUUUCCUACGCUUUCAGAAUUUGGCGAGAGAAUCUAUCGGACGGGUGAUCUCGUGCGCAUCCUUCAUGACGGCUGCUUUGACUUUCUUGGACGAGCGGACGAUCAAGUCAAGCUCCGUGGGCAGCGUUUGGAGAUUGGUGAGAUUAAUCACGUCAUUCGCACUGGUGUUUCGGAGGUUAAGGAUGCUGCAACAAUUGUCAUCAAGCAUGCAUCCAGCGGCAAAGAUGUCUUGGUGUCGUUCCUGGUUGGCGAGCAACAGCCCAAGGCAGUCCUGGCUCCGCUGACAGAUGAUGAUAAUCUCGGCAUGAAGGCCAAAGAGACAUGCCGAGCAAAGCUUCCGGGAUACAUGAUUCCUACAUAUUUCUUGAUAUUGCCAUUUAUACCACUCUCUCCCAAUAACAAGGUCGAGGCUAAGGAGCUGAAGAAACUGUUCAAUGGCCUGUCGCAUGAGCAGCUGAUGGACUUGACCGCGUCGAAGGCAUCGGUUCAGUCUAUUAAUAGCGAAGAGAGCCAAAAAAUAGUCAAAGUCAUAUCCGGCUUUACUGGCAUAGAUCUGGACAACAUUGAUGGAGAUACAAGUAUCUUUGAUCUUGGAGUAGAUUCCAUCAGCGCUUUACAGCUAUCGGCAGCAUUCAAGAAUCACGGAUUUGCAGCAUGCUCGCCUGCUACUCUGCUGCAAAAUCCGGUCAUCACAGACUUGAUCACGGCUCUGUAUGAGAAAAUUUCUAUCUCGCAAAAAGAUAGCCGCGUGAAAGAAUCACAGCAGUUGAUUCAGGCAUAUCAUCACAGAUAUCGGGCGUUUGUCUGUAGCGUUCUUGGUAUCCCAGGAGACGAUAUAGAGUACAUUGCGCCUUGCUCUGCUCUCCAGCAGGGUAUCAUCUCAAAAUCGAUUACGGAUGAAGUUCGUGGCACAUAUUUCAACUCUUUUGUGUUUCAUCUUAGUAGCGACAUUGUGGACGAACAGUUGAAGGCUGCUUGGACCCAACUAGUCGCAUCUCAAGCGAUUUUGCGAACGGCGUUUAUUAAAACUGCAGAAGGCUACAUCCAAGUUGCGCUGAAAGCUCCAAAUUUGCGCUGGAUCGAAGAGGUUGUGAGAGAUGACGAGAAGGCAUUCCUGGAUAGCCAUUGGGAAGAAUGGGUGCAACGAAAUAGUGAACAUGUUAUCACUCCAGUUGAGGUGUUCUUAGUGAGGGGUCCGGGAUUCAAGAAACUUGUUAUUCACAUCUUCCACGCAGUAUACGAUGGAAGCAGUUUCGAGUUGAUGUUACGGCAGCUACAAGCUUCUUAUACUGGGAAGUCUAUUACCUCGUCUUCACCAUCGUUCAUAGACGCGUUGUCUCACGGUCCGUUGUGGCGGCACGACAAUUGCCGCGAAUUCUGGCAAACUCAUCUUCUUGAUUGGGAUAGUUCCUCAGCUCUUCAACUUUCUUCCGCCCAUAACGAAGCAGCCUCUCAAAUACGAGUUAUUGACGGGGCUGCACUGGAGAGCAUCCGAAAGAAGCACAAAGUCACUUUACAACCGGUCAUAAUGGCAUUGUGGACGUCUGUGCUUCAAAAACAUUUCUCUUGGGGGUUAACAACCGGUGUCAUUGUUUCAGGGAGAUCAAUUGAUCUUGCUGGUAUCGAAAAUACAAUAGGACCGCUCUUCAACACACUGCCAUUUUUCAACAAGACGCUGAGUGGCCACUCGUGGACGUCGCUCAUCCGCAAAUGUAGCGAUUUCAGCACAGCAAUUUUGCCCUUUCAACAUGUACCGCUCAAAAGCAUACAGAAAUGGUGUUCUGGCGGGCGCCAACUAUUCAACAACCUCUUUGUAUUUGAGGUGGAGCAGCAGGUGGCGGAUGAACUUGAGCUAUGGAGAAUCGAAGAUGGACCUCUCAAUCCUGAUUACCCACUGGCGCUGGAAGCGAAAAAGCUGCUGAAUGGUGAUGUUCAGCUGACUCUAGUUACACAGGGGCAUGUAGCAGAUGCUUCAAUGCUACGGGAAAUGUUGGACGAGGUUGAAGAGAAUCUGGCCCUCAUGUCGACGGAUGCGCCACUUCCUCAGCCUACAGGAAAUGGCGUCGCAGUAUCAGCAAAACAGAAUGGGUUUGCCCAUUCAAAUACUGAAACUCAUAAGCAGCAGCUUGAGUGGAGUGAGCAAGCGCUUCGAAUCAGAGAUGAGAUUGCUUCGCUUUCUGGUGUUGACGCUCUUGAAAUCUCGAUGGCAAGUACAAUUCUCGAGCUUGGCCUGGAUAGCAUUGAUGUCAUCCAACUGUCUGCCAAACUCAAACAGAAGGGUAUAUCGCUUUCCGCUUCUUCAAUCAUGCAUCAGCAGACUAUUGCGAAAAUGGCACCUUGUAUCGAAGCCCAGUCAUCCACUGAGUUACCCAGUUCGGCUGCAAAUGAGAGAUUCUAUAGUAUUGAACAGAAACUAUGGGCUUAUGCCCGAAAUUCUGGGCUGGAUAUGAAUGACAUAGAGGCCGUGCUACCACCGACUCCUCUCCAAGAAUCUAUGGCUGCCGGAAUGAUACAUUCUGACUUUGAGUGGUAUUUCAAUCAUGAUCUGUUGGAAAUAAGAGCCGGAGUCGAUAUGGGGAAGCUUCAAGAAGCGUUUGUUCAAGUUGUCACUCAGUCGCCUAUUCUUCGAACUGGAUUUCUGGAAGUGGAUGAUUUACAGCUCGAUAUGGGAUACUGCCAGAUUGUACAUAAGCGCUGGAACAAUGAGAUUGAGCAUGUCGAGGUGGAAGACCUGGUCGAAGUUGGCAAUCUCAUUGAGAAUGCAAAGGAAACCUCCAAAAGACAUGACGGCACUGAUGCUCUCUUCCAGCUCAAGUUUAUGAGUUGUAAAGAGCGGACAUUUGUUCUCAUUUCAAUCGCACAUGCACUGUAUGACGGGUGGUCUCUGAGUCUUCUUUAUCAGGAUCUCGAAAUGGCAUUGUACGGAAAGCUUCAAAUGAGAACAUCUGCGAACCCGUUUCUUCAAAGAGUACUCACCUCAGCUACAGAAGAAGGCAAUCGAUUUUGGGCUGCGUAUCUCGAUGGUGUUGCGCCCUCGACUCUUCCAGAGCUACCCAAAGAUAGCCAAGACAAGCUGCAUCGGAUGGAAUAUUCUUCUAAAAAGUCUGCGGGUGAUAUCCUAUCAUUCUGCAAGAAACAGGGCAUCAGUCUGCAAGUAUUGUGCCAAGCCUGCUGGGCUCUUGUUCUGGCUCAUCGGGUGAAAGCCCUUGAUGUCACUUUCGGCGUCGUAAUGUCUGGACGAGAUUUUGAAGGGGCUGAAGAUUUAAUGUUUCCUACGAUCAACACUGUGCCUCUUAGGUGUAUCCUUUAUGGAAGCUCUGUAUCAUUUUUGAGAUACCUUGAGGCCAACAUGGCGGAUAUCCGGGCUCAUCAAGCGUAUCCGCUAAGGAAGAUUCAAAGUACGAUACAGCUGUCAAGCGGCGAACUGUUCAAUACGCUUUUCAUGCUUCAAAAGUCUCCAUACAGCUCGUCUGAAGAACCGCUGCUGAGAUCUGUUGACGGUGCAUCGGCAGUUGACUACCCUGUCAGCGUUGAGGCCGAGGUUGUGGAUGAUGUUCUUGUCUGGCGGACAGCUUGUCAGUCCAGAUACGUUUCUGAAGACGGCGUUGGAAAAUUGCUCGAUGAUUUGAACCAUGUUCUCGAGUUUCUGACGGGCUCGGAUGAACCCGAGAUUCUCUCCUUCCAGGAUAACGGUGUUUCGAUCGGUGGGCUGCCAGUUAUCUACGUCCCUACAACAGAGCAUAUUGUUCAGAAUGGUAACGGCGAAGACAGAAAUGAAUUUACGGAUCACAGCCACGAACUUGACGAAACUACUUUCGCGAUUCGGAAAGUACUCAGCUACGUGUCAGAUAUUCCAGAAGACUCCAUCAGACCCGAGAGCAGCCUUUACCACCUGGGCCUGGACUCUAUUAGUGCAAUCAAGGUAUCGUCUCUCUUGCGCAAAGAGGGCAUAUAUCUUAACCCCAGAGAUCUCAUCAGAUCCACGAGCAUCAGCCAAAUGGGUCGACUUGCUACUCCUCUCUUAGUAAACGGCGAUCGACCCAAGCCCAAAGAAUUGGCGUGGACUCCUGCGGAAGAUGUUGACGUUGAAACACUUUUUGCUGGCGCUCACGUCUCGAAAGAAGAUGUUGAGGCUGUAUUACCGGCGCUGCCUAUGCAAGUCUACAUGAUUAGCGCUUGGCAAAACGCAGAGGGCAGCGUCUUUUAUCCGGAGUUUAGGUACAUUAUCAAGGGAGCCGUUAGUGAGGAGGAAGUGCUUUUGGCCUGGCAACGUUUGGUCGCUCAAACACCAACCCUACGGACGGUCUUCAUUGCGACUAACUCGCCUCAGCAGCCGUUCUUGCAGGUUGUGCUCAAGGCUUGCCAUCAACCUGCUGAUGGUACUGCAGCCAAACCGAUGUGCCAACUUCAUGUCGCCGAGCUAGAAGGAGAAAGUGGCAGCCAGAUAGCCAUCAGGCUGAAAAUUCACCACGCUCUCUAUGAUGGAGUUAGCAUUCAAGAAAUACUGCAUCGGCUGUCAAGGCUUAUUGGAGGGGAAAUAUUUGAACACGAAGAGGAUGUUGGAGAGUGGUCCCGAUAUGCUGUUCAACCAACGCUGGAGGACUCUCGACAAUCGCGCAGAGCCUUUUGGACGGCAUAUCUGAGUGGCUGCUCAACAGACGGCGACGAUUCAGCCCCAGUUAUGGCAGGCAAACGACGAGUAUCGCAUCUACAGCAAUCCGCAGUAUCGGAUAUCACACACCUCCUUACAGCGGCCAAAGAAAUGGGCAUCAGCUUGCAAGCAAUCUUCUUCGCCGCAUACGCCAUAACGCUUGCACUAGAGAAUGGUGUAGAUAUAGACGGCGAAGGCAAAAAGACCGUCAUAUUCGGCAUCUACCUUGCGAAUCGAUCUGAUGAGGCUCUUCCGCCGAUAUACCCCACGCUUAACCUUGUUCCUUUGAGAGUUGAAGUGGCGCGCAGCGACUCUCUUCUAGAAGUUGCUAGUGCUAUACAAGACGAUAUCCACCUUGUAUAUAUAGAGGGUCGUGCCGAUGUGGGUUUGUGGGAGGUGGCCGCGUGGACGGGCGUGAGGGUGACUUCGUUUGUCAAUUUUCUUAGCCUCCCUGGUGCUUUGUCUGAGAGACCAAAUGGAGACUCGGAUGAUGUUGAGCUUGUACCACUACAAAGAGAAGAUGAUGUUUUAGGACCUUUGGUGGAUGGCAACGAUAAAGAGGCGAUUUCUCAUUCUUGCAUAUUGAACAACUCGGUUAGAGAUGCAUUCCCAGCCGCAAUAGAUAUCGAAGCCUCUAUACAAGGAAAGAGUUUAGACAUUGGCGUAUUUGGAUCUCAACAACGGCUAUCAGACAAGGGAGCCACAGAGCUAGUCGCGAGUAUUAUCUCUCACUUGGCGCAGAUAGGUGAUGGGGACGAUGUAGAGAUGACAGCGUGGGCUUCGUUUUGGGAAAUUAGAAGUAUUAGGUAGGAACGGUGGUUUGCUGGCCAUGUAAAUGGAUGAUAUGUAUACUAGAGGAAGCAAAUUUAGUAGAGCAUAUAUUUUAGUCGAAUCCAUUGAACGCCGUAUAGUUUGUUAGCAAGAGGGAAAA
This is a messenger RNA of Trichoderma atroviride IMI 206040, 14587 nucleotides long. The record is from RefSeq and is a predicted model, not a curated record. NCBI's taxonomy places the organism in Eukaryota, Fungi, Ascomycota, Sordariomycetes, Hypocreales, Hypocreaceae.